AUGGCUCGCCAGUGCGUGUUUUCUGCCCUGGCGGCUCUAGCAUUUGUGGCUUCAGCUGGCGCCUUGAGGACUGAGGUGGCGGAUGUGGCAGGGUCAUCAGAUGCGCCGUGGUCAGACGUGGCCCCUGUAUGUGCCAAGAGUAUCCAGGCAGAGCUGGAAGAGCGGCUUGCUCUCCUGGGUUCUGUUCCGGCUCAGCUCGUGAGCGACCCGGAACACGAAGAUGUGCAAUCGAUGGAGUUGCUCCACGAAAUCCGUGUCUCCUGGGCACAGGGCGGAGGCCAGGAAGGUUGCAAGGGGCAAUUAGGUGGCCUGCUGGCAAGUCUUGCAGCCGCCUGUGAGGAAGCCAGCCCAGAGGAGCAUUAUGUUUUCAAGUACUACAAACCCAAGCUGCCGCAGAAGACCUGCGCGGCCAGCUCCGAUGAUCUUUUCAUUUAUGGUCAACGGUUGGUGGAAGCCUUGCAAGUCCCUGAAGAAGAGGUGCUGGAGAAGAAGCUCACACCGGAGGUGGCAAAGCUCGUUCAGAGCCUCUACUUCCUGCGCACUGGCUGGUGCCCUUGGCCACCGCCCACCACGCGUCGUUACUUUGGGCCGGCUUCUGGGCACUUCAUGGACAACAUGUGGUCCUUCUCCAGCAUGGCCUUUGUCAUGAGAAAGAGAGCAAAGACGCAGGGCACAGUCGUGGCUUUGGUCAACAAGGCCAUGGAGGGACCGCGUGCGUUGCAAGACUCCGUGCUCUUUCAGCAUGAGCUGCCGACUCUGGGCGUGGCAGCUGGGGGCCUUGGCUUCUGGGCUCCGCAGGUUUUGCUUCUCGACCUGCAAGGCACCUGCAACCAGACUAGCCCAGCGUUGCGCAAGCAGCUCUUCGCCCGCUUGACUUCUUGGUGGCAGAAGAAGCAGGAGCUGCGUUGGAGUGCAGCAAACUUUGCACGGCGCUCGCGACUCGAGUGGCGGUGUGUGGACUGCCCACCACCCUGCCGCCUCAACUUGAACCUGGAGAAAAAACAAAACGACAAGAUGGUGUCUGAGCUUCUUCGCGUCUCCUCGCCACUGGGCUUGUUAGGUUUUGGGAGUGGCAUGCAGGCAGACGAUGGACAGACGCCUCUCAGCAUGGCGACGAUCUUGGGAACGAAGGAGAUGGUAGAAAUGCUGGUGAGCCACGGCGCAUGGCUGGACUCCCGGAUGAACGACGGGGAGGAGCCCCUUCAUCAUGCAGCGACUGCACAAGACCAGCACAUUGCAUCCCUGCUCUUACAAAACAAGGCGCCCGUGAACUCACAGGAUGCAAUGGGCUGGACGCCCCUUACCAGGGCAGCGAUCGCCGGCCGCGAGGACAUUGUGGAGCAGCUGUUGGAGCACAAAGCCCAUGUCGAUGUCGAAGAUUUGCACGGCCGAACGGCACUUCUCCUUACGGCAGAUGAAGGUCAUACAGAAAUCGCGGCCUUGCUGUUGCAGAGCAGAGCUCGCGUGGAUGCCCGGCUCGAGAACGCAGAGGGCCCAUUGCAUGCCGCUGUGGUUCAACAUGCGGUGCAGGGUGAUGCGAGUCUUGUGGACCUGUUGCUGAAGAGUAGGGCCAAGGUGGAUGCUAGGGAUCCAGAGGGCUAUACAGCAUUAGGUGCGGCUGUUAAUCUGGAAGAUGAAGAUGCCGUGCGCCUGCUGCUGCAGCACAGGGCCCAGGCGGACAAAAUCCAACCAGGCAACAGCACCCCCCUUCAUGUGGCUGCUGCGCAAGGCACCACGAAGUUGGCAGAGAUGUUGCUGGAGAAUAGAGCUGAAGUGGAUUCCAUGGAGGUAGAUGGCGCUACGCCUCUUGAACGGGCUUACGUUUUCGGUAAUGUGGAAGUUGCAGCUGCGCUCCUGGAACACAGGGCAGAUCCAAACUUUCGAAUGCCAGCUUCGGAGCCAUUACUCGUGCGGGCGACGCAUGCGCACGAAGCCAACUUUGUUUCGCUACUUGUGCAACACAAGGCUGAGGUGAACAUCAAGGACCAGGAGGGACAAACACCCGUCGAUUGGGCUAGAAGCAAGGGCUACACAGACCUGGUGGAACUCUUGCUGCAGAGCGCGUCGCAGGCGAACUUCUGA
Symbiodinium pilosum is the source of this 2082-nucleotide messenger RNA. NCBI's taxonomy places the organism in Eukaryota, Dinophyceae, Suessiales, Symbiodiniaceae. The record is from the annotation of a GenBank genome assembly.